ACGCCUUCCCUUUUCUCUUUCAUCCCUUUUCUUCAUUUUUCUUCUCUCCCUCCCCCCAUCUCCGCCGCUUUCUCCUCCAACCUCCGAGAAGGAAGAAAUCGAGGGAAAGGGAAGAAAAAUGUCGUGAACGGAAGGAGAAAAGCGGAGGGGGUUUUAAUGCAAUGCAGAUUCUCCGGAUUGUGUUCCCAAUGUGAUGAUCUAAACCCUACGAUUUUGGGUUCCUGUUCUUUCUUUCUUCUGGUUUACGACCCACAGGCGGACGGGACUUUGCCUUCUUUUUCCUCUCUUGGAUUCCUAAGGAAUAUCGAAAUAUGAGGGAACCCCAUUUUGGGCGUGGGGUUUUCCUCUUCGUUUUGACGUCGUUUUUGGGAUUCUACGUUGUUUGGGCUCAGCCGAGUGGCGGGGAUGGGGAUGGUUCAGUGAUGGUUAUUUUGAGGACUAGUAUCGGAGCCCCGGCGUCUCUUGGAUGGUCUGGUUCCGAUUACUGUCAAUGGAAGCACGUGAAAUGCGAUUCUGAGAACCGGGUCGUCAAAAUUCAAAUUGGGAACCAAAACCUCAAAGGGUCGCUGCCGUCGGAGCUCUUCAGCCUCUCGGCAUUAGUGCAAUUAGAGGUGCAGGGGAACCAGCUGAGUGGGCCGUUCCCUAAUCUUGCCGAAUCACUGCAGAUACUUCUAGCGCAUGACAACCUUUUCACUUCCUUGCCGGCGGAUUUCUUCGCGAAGAAGUCGACUCUGCAAAUGAUAGAAAUCGACAACAAUCCUUUCUCCGCCUGGAAAAUUCCUGAUAACAUUCGAGACGCUUCUGGGCUACAGGAAAUAUCUGCCAAUCGCGUCAAUAUAACUGGUACAAUCCCUGAUUUUUUCGAUGGCACGACGUUUCCGACUCUUAGGAACUUGCAUUUGUCGGGUAAUUUUCUUGAAGGCGGAUUGCCAGCAAGCUUUUCGGGUUCGUCGAUUCAGUCGCUUUGGUUGAAUGGACAACAGAGUAACUUUAAGUUGAACGGUUCCGUUGCCAUAUUGCAAAACAUGACUAAUCUGCAGGAGAUUUGGUUGCACACGAAUCAAUUUUCAGGUCCUUUGCCGGAUUUCUCCAACCUUCAGGGAUUGCAGAACUUGAGUUUGAGGGAUAAUCAGCUUACGGGUAUUGUUCCUCCGUCCUUGGUAAAUUUGAAAUCCCUCGUGAUUGUGAAUUUGACGAAUAAUAUGCUUCAAGGACCCGCCCCUGUUUUUGAUCGUAAUGUUCAGCUGGACAUGAGACCAGGAACCAACAACUUUUGCGUGGAUUCUCCGGGUGUCCCUUGUGAUCCUCGUGUGAAUGCUUUGUUAUCAGUUGCACAGUCGAUGAAUUUUCCGACAGUCUUCGCAAAAAACUGGAAAGGGAACGAUCCUUGUAAUUUCAAAGGUGUAGUAUGUAUUGGCAACUCCCCUGUAAAUGUUACAGUUCUUAACUUUAGGAAUCUGGGUCUUGCGGGCACUAUUUCUCCUAGCUUUUCAUUGCUUACAUCUGUGACAAAGUUGCUUCUCUCUGAUAAUUUACUCUCUGGCGUGAUUCCAACCGAGCUUGUGACUAUGCCUAGUCUUGUAGAAUUAGAUGUCUCCAAUAACAGACUUCAUGGUAAAGUGCCAAGCUUCAGGAAAAAUGUGAUUGUGAACACAGAUGGGAACCCCGAUAUUGGGAAAGAUAGACGCAGUACUCCCCCACCAGGUUCUCCCACUGAGAAAUCGCCCUCCGAUCCUGGAUCGGGCGGUUUACCUGUUGAUGUUGACAAGAAAAGUAAUAGUGGAGUGGUAGUUGGUUCUAUAAUUGGUGUUAUUGGUCUAGUACUAGUUGGGGCUGUGAUUUUCUUUUUGUACAGGAGAAAUAAAAGGCGUAGUAGUAGAGUUCAGAGUCCAAAUACUGUGGUGGUACAUCCUAGUCAUUCUGGGGACCAAAAUGCAGUGAAGAUAACAAUUGCAGAAUCUAGAGCCGAUGGGAACGCGCCUGAAACCGGCAGAGUUCCAAUUGGUGGACCUAGUGAUGUCCAUGUGGUUGAGGCAGGGAAUAUGGUAAUCUCGAUUCAAGUUUUGAGGAACGUAACAAAUAAUUUUAGCCCAGAAAAUAUAUUGGGGAGUGGGGGUUUUGGAACGGUUUAUAAGGGGGAGUUACAUGACGGUACAAAGAUUGCUGUGAAGAGAAUGGAGUCUGGAGUCAUAGGUGAGAAGGGUUUGAAUGAAUUCAAGGCUGAGAUUGCAGUUCUUACCAAGGUCCGCCAUAGGAAUUUAGUCGCGCUUCUUGGGUAUUGCUUAGAUGGAAAUGAGAGGCUUCUCGUUUAUGAAUACAUGCCCCAGGGAACUCUUAGUAGGUUUCUGUUUUACUGGAAAAAGGAAGGGAUCAAUCCCCUUGAAUGGAAAAGAAGGCUGAUUGUUGCCUUGGAUGUGGCCAGAGGUGUUGAGUAUUUGCAUAGUUUAGCACAUCAAAGCUUUAUCCAUCGCGAUCUUAAACCCUCAAACAUUCUUCUCGGAGACGAUAUGCGGGCCAAAGUAGCUGACUUUGGGUUGGUUCGUCUUGCUCCCGAAGGGAAAGCAUCAGUUGAAACAAGACUUGCAGGAACAUUCGGUUAUCUUGCCCCGGAAUACGCAGUAACGGGACGGGUUACAACCAAGGUUGAUGUCUAUAGUUUUGGGGUGAUCCUGAUGGAGAUGAUAACCGGUAGAAAAGCACUCGACGAUAGCCAGCCAGAAGAGUGCUUGCACCUUGUAUCAUGGUUCCGCAGAAUGCACAUCAACAAGGAUACUUUCCCAAAGGCCAUAGACCCUUCAAUCCACCUAGACCAGGAGACGCUUGGCAGCAUCAGCACUGUUGCGGACCUGGCUGGCCAUUGCUGUGCAAGGGAGCCAUACCAGCGCCCCGACAUGAGUCAUGCAGUCAACGUGCUUUCGUCUCUAAUCGAUGUCUGGAAACCUACAGAACCAGACUCUGAAGAGGUACUCGGAAUUGAUCUCGAGAUGUCAUUACCGCAGGCACUCAAGAAAUGGCAGGCAUUUGAAGGAAACAGCAACAUGGAUGCGUCGUCCUCUUCAUCAUCCUUCCUUGCCAGUGGAGACAACACACAAACCAGCAUCCCAAACCGACCUUCUGGGUUCGCAAAUUCAUUCACCUCCGUCGAUGCACGCACUCGUUAGAACUUUAGAAGAAAUGAAGAAAAGAGGCCUAAUUUAUCAUAUGUACCCUUUUAUUGUAAGUAGUUUUCAAUAUUACCCCAUUGCAUUUAUUUAUUUUUUGCAUGGUAUUGUCAAAAUAUUGCAAAAUAAAACCCCAAACAUAAUACUGUGUUAUUAAUAUCAAAA
This is a messenger RNA of Momordica charantia (bitter melon), 3326 nucleotides long. Its product is annotated as receptor protein kinase TMK1. The record is from RefSeq and is a predicted model, not a curated record. Gene Ontology annotation, biological process: protein phosphorylation. Lineage: Eukaryota; Viridiplantae; Streptophyta; Magnoliopsida; Cucurbitales; Cucurbitaceae. Gene Ontology annotation, molecular function: protein kinase activity; ATP binding; protein binding.